Molecule: messenger RNA, 1929 nt
Organism: Lentinula edodes (shiitake mushroom)
Lineage: Eukaryota; Fungi; Basidiomycota; Agaricomycetes; Agaricales; Omphalotaceae
Product: LETM1-domain-containing protein
Exons: 8
Coding region: 1-1929 (642 amino acids)
Biological process (GO): intracellular monoatomic cation homeostasis
Cellular component (GO): mitochondrial inner membrane
Molecular function (GO): ribosome binding; calcium ion binding
Source: RefSeq, a predicted model, not a curated record
AUGUCCCUAAUAUGGCUUCCGCGGCCGACGCCUGCCUUUCUAUCUCGCUCGCAUAGUCGCUCACAAUACGUCCUUCGCUCUUACUCUGUAUUCUUACUACGCACUCCGAGUUCUCUUCAUCCUAGUGCUUUCAAUGUUCACCCGUCCCGUCGGUUCCAGAGUAGUCAGCCAUUGGGCUCCAAGCCGUCAGGUCCAACCGUACCCGUAGACCCGCAUACUUCUGCGGAAGUCAAACCUUCCCCUCCUGCUACUGCCGAAUCGCCCAAAGGUCCUCUACUGAGUAGAGCUUGGAAAAAGGUCAAACACGAAGCGGCCCAUUACUGGCAUGGAUCUAAACUUUUGGUAUCCGAAGUCCGCAUAUCUGCUAGACUUCAAUGGAAGAUUUUACACGGUGAACAGCUUACUCGACGUGAGCGGAGACAGUUGAAACGAACCACGCAAGAUCUUCUGCGGCUUGUUCCUUUUGCUGUCUUCGUGAUUGUCCCUUUCAUGGAACUCUUACUUCCCGUUGCUCUCAAACUAUUCCCCAACAUGCUUCCAUCGACUUUCGAAGACAAAUUCGCUGCGGAGGAGAAACAGAGAAAGCUACUUAGAUCCAGACUUGAAAUGGCCAAAUUCCUACAAGAAACGCUUCGUGAAUCCCCGUUAAAAGCAAAUGCUCACAUUAUUGGCAGCGAUGCGUUCAAAGCGUUCUUUCUCAAAGUUCGCUCAACUGGAGAAUCACCAUCCGCGUCUGAUAUUAUCAAUGUCGCACGAUUAUUCGACGAUGACCUCACUUUGGACAAUCUUUCCAGACCGCAGCUGGUAUCGAUGUGCAGGUAUAUGGACUUGAAUGCAUUUGGAACGGAUAAUUUCUUGCGAGGCGCCCUUCGUUCACGGUUACUCACCCUUCGACGCGAUGAUCAGCUUAUUGACGCAGAAGGUGUCGACUCUCUUUCCACGUCCGAACUACAAGGCGCGUGUCAAUCUCGCGGCAUUCGCACCAGUGGCGUGUCUCCAGCCAGGUUAAGGGAGGAACUGUCUACAUGGAUCAAUUUACAUCUGCAUAAUCGUGUCUCCGGUGUUCUUCUCGUUCUAGGACGUGCCUUCAAUUUUGACAGGAAGACGGGAGAGGAUGAAGACGGAAAGACGAAUGUGAUCAAAAGUUUGGAAUCAGUACUCAGUGGACUACCUGACAACCUGCUUAAUGAAGCAGAAUUGGAGGUGGAUUCAGAUAAAGCUAGUUACAAGCAGAAGUUGGAGGUGCUUCAGCAACAGGAGGAACUGAUUGAAGAUGAAGAGGAGCAGGAGCAAAAGGAAGAGGAUGCCCGUCGUGCUAAGAGAGAGGCAGAAGAACGGGAAGCCCAAACCGCACAAGCGCUCCUACCUGAUACUGAGCUGGUACCGGAAAGUGUCAAAGCCGAAGGGGAUGACGCUCGUAUGACCACUGAACAGCUUAAGGAACUCGGCGAAGCUCUUUCUGUAUUAUCCACUAGAUCUAGUGUACUCAAGGAACGAAGCGACCUGCGUGCACUCAUGGAUGAAAAUUUACAAGCCGAAGAGGAUCCCAAGUCGCCUUCUGGUGCAUUGACGAAACGUAUCCGAACCAUGUUAACGAAGAUCGACAAGCAACUGGAAGAGUACGAUUCACGUGUCGGUAGCUCGUUACAGAUGAUAUCCCAGGACGCCCAAGGGCGUAUCCCAGUUCAGGAUCUUCAAAAGGCUUUAGCGGUAAUCAAACAUAGACCAGAUGACGAAGUUGGACAAGCGGUUAUACAAAAACUGGAUGUGGAUAAAGAUGGAUUUGUCGAACUGGAGCAUGUUUUGGGUCUCGUGCAAGAGGAAGGUUUAGGUAUCGUUCUCGACGACGAUGCCCAAUCCCUCAUCGGGCAGGGCCGCGAAAUCAAAAACUCAAAGCCACGGAAGGAGGAUAUUGUGCAAGAAGACUAG